ACGUGUCGUCAAGAGCUGCGCGCCGUCCGGCUCCUCCGUUUUCUUUCACUCUCCUCUGCGCUCGUGUCGAGUGUUUUUACCUCAAACGGGCUGCAAAACCGUCAAGGAAAGCGUUCAUCUAGUUAGAAAAUACUAGUCCUUUGCUGGACAUAACUGUGGGGAGACGGCGAGCAGGAAACUAAACUUUGUGAGGAGUUGGAAAAGAUGCAAGAGUGACGCUGAGAGAAAGGAAUCCAAAGCGCACUGUGGCACAGGAGACGAAAACUCAACGAGGUUCAUAUAUAUUUAUAUAUACGUCACGUGUACUGUAUGUAUAGGGACACUGGGCCAACAGUGGGAAGUGAGUCAGAGGAUCCGUUUCUGACUUUCUCAUGAGAGAGUGAGUUAAUCGCAUUGUGAUACUGCGUAAACGUUGUGAAACCUCCGCUUGCGACACGCCAACACAACCCCGUCCCGUGACCCGUCCGUUUUUAUCUCGGGUUCUUCCCGCCCGCGGCGCGUGCAGCGCGCUGCAGAGUCGUCCUCGCGCGGCCGCGUGCACCCGUCCCGGGGAGCAAAUGGCAGCGGCAGAGAGCAGGGUGCUGUCCUCGGCGCUGCGCGCGCUCUGCGCGCCGCGCGCCGGGGCCGUCUCCCUCUCGCGGGGCGCGCCCCACCGCCGCGGCGCUCACUUCGCGCCGGGGGGCUCCGCGGGCGGCGGCCGCUCCUACAGAGAACUGCGGGAGCUGUCCGAGAGAGCGCCCGAGCGCUUCUGGGACUCCGUAGCCAAGGAGAGGCUGCUGUGGAACAAGCCCUUCGAACAGGUCGCCGACUGUGACAUGAGGCAGGGAAAGAUCCGAUGGUUCCUCGGAGGACAGCUUAACGUUUCCGCUAACUGCCUGGAUGUGCACGUGGCCAGGGCGCCGGAGCGAGUGGCGCUGCUGUGGGAGAGGGAUGAACCAGGCUCUGAAGUUAAGGUCACCUACAGGGAGCUCCUGGAGACCACCUGCCGCUUAGCCAACACUCUGAAGAGACAUGGAGUACGGAAAGGGGAUCGGGUGGCUAUCUACAUGCCCGUGUCACCCAUAGCCGUGGCAGCCAUGCUGGCCUGCGCUCGAAUUGGGGCCGUGCACACUGUGGUGUUCGCAGGCUUCAGCGCCGAGGCUCUGGCAGGAAGGAUCGAGGACGCUCAGUGCAAGGCCGUGAUCACAUGUAACCAGGGUGUGCGGGGGGGGAGGACCAUCAACCUGAAGACCACCGUGGAUACGGCUGUGAAGAGUUGCCCCUCUGUUCGGAACGUCUUUGUGGCACACAGGACAGAGUGCAAGGUGCCCAUGGGCCCACUGGACAUCUUCCUAGAAGAGGAAAUGGCAAAAGAGUCAACAAGUUGUCCCCCGGAGCCCAUGGAGAGCGAGGACAUGCUGUUCAUGCUGUACACUUCAGGCAGCACGGGAAAACCGAAGGGUAUCGUGCACACGCAGGCUGGGUACCUGUUGUAUGCAGCCCUCACACACCAGUAUGUGUUUGACUACCAUCCGGGAGACGUAUUUGGCUGCGUGGCGGACAUUGGCUGGGUGACAGGCCACAGCUACGUGGUGUACGGCCCGCUCUGCAACGGGGCCACCACUGUACUCUUUGAGAGCACGCCUGUGUACCCAAAUCCCGGCCGAUACUGGGAAACGGUGCAGCGGUUGGGGAUCAACCAGUUCUACGGUGCCCCCACUGCCAUACGUCUCCUGCUGAAGUACGACGAGAACUGGGUGAAGAAGUACGACAGGUCCUCCCUCAAAACCCUCGGCUCUGUGGGAGAGCCCAUCAACCGCGAGGCCUGGGAGUGGUUCUACCAUGUGGUGGGGGAUGGGAAAUGCCCACUGGUCGACACCUGGUGGCAGACAGAGACAGGGGGGGUGUGCAUAGCCCCACAGCCUGCUGAGGACGGCGCGGAGAUCCUCCCUGCCAUGGCAAUGAGGCCAUUCUUUGGCAUCCAGCCCACCCUCAUGGACGAGAAGGGGAAAGAGAUAAGAGGAAAUGAUGUCAGCGGCGCCCUCUGUAUUAGUCAGACUUGGCCUGGAAUGGCCCGGACCAUCUACGGGGACCACCAGAGAUUUGUGGAUGCGUACUUUAAACCAUAUCCAGGGCAUUAUUUCACUGGCGAUGGGGCUUACCGGUCCAAAGAAGGCUACUACCAGAUAACAGGGCGCAUGGAUGAUGUCAUCAACAUCAGCGGCCAUCGACUGGGCACUGCAGAGAUUGAGGAUGCCCUGGACGAACACCCAGACGUUCCUGAGACAGCCGUGGUUGGCAUCCCUCAUGAUGUCAAAGGCGAAGUUCCCUUUGCUUUUGUGGUCCUAAAAGAAGUGGGUUCCUCCAGUCAGUCACAAGUCAUAGAGGAGCUAAAAUCUCUGGUGGCUGCUAAGAUAGCCAAAUACGCUGUUCCUGAUCACUUCCUGGUUGUGAAGCGGCUCCCGAAGACUCGUUCGGGGAAAAUCAUGAGGCGGAUCUUGAGGAAGGUGGCUAUGGGUCAGUCCAGUGACCUCGGGGACAUUUCGACCUUGGACGAUCCCAGCGUGGUCACCGAGGUUAUCCAGGCAUGCGACCACUACAGAAGCCUGGAGUCAAAGAAAAAUUGAAGGUCCAAACCUCACUGCUUUUCAGGCUCCAGCCUCGCACUAGCUUGCCAGAGGGCAGAGGUCAACCAGUGGCCGUUAUUGCCAGUCACUGCUGGGGCAGAUGUUUAGGAAUUCCUCAAUUCCCAUCACCAAUUCUGCAUCGAAACUGGUUGUUCUGUACCACUUCCUUAGGUUGACACUUCACUUCCAAAGUGCUGAUUAGCACUGUGUCCCAGUCUUACUCUUGGUAGCUUAUGGGUUUUUCAUGGGAGGGGGCCCUCUUACUGGUCUGUAAC
This is a messenger RNA of Scleropages formosus (Asian bonytongue), 2881 nucleotides long. RefSeq names its product acyl-CoA synthetase short chain family member 1 (gene acss1). The record is from RefSeq and is a predicted model, not a curated record. Gene Ontology annotation, molecular function: acetyl-CoA synthetase activity; AMP binding. Bases 558 to 2606 code for a protein of 682 amino acids. The transcript is spliced from 14 exons. Gene Ontology annotation, cellular component: mitochondrion. NCBI's taxonomy places the organism in Eukaryota, Metazoa, Chordata, Actinopteri, Osteoglossiformes, Osteoglossidae.